AUGGAUGAAGAUUUACGUGAUCGGCCUGUGCUUAAACUUGAUUCGCGUCUUGUUUGCAAAUAUGAAAUAAUAUCAGUGAUUGGAAAAGGAUCGUUCUCUCAAGUACUUCGUGUUAAACAUCGUGUCACGAACCAAUUUUUCGCUGUCAAACUUGUUUCAUCCGAUUGCGGUACAGUUAAUAAUGAAUUAUCGAUUCUCAGUCGAGUUUCACAUCCAUAUGUUAUUAAACUUGAAGAGGUUUUCAAAUCUUCUUCUCGCCUUUUUAUUGUUAUGGAAAUCGCUUAUGGUGGUGAAAUGUAUGAACGAGUAGUGGCAAGAGGACGCUAUACAGAAUUAGAAGCUCGUCAAGCAUUACGAAUGCUUUUAAAAGGCCUUGUUUAUUUGCAUGGGUUACGGGUUACGCAUCGCGAUUUAAAACCUGAAAAUUUGCUCUAUAGUGAUAGGAGGCCAGAGGCUCGUCUUUUAAUCACCGACUUUGGCCUUGCUCAUCAAAAGAAAGAUGAUAACGAAAAAAUGAUGGAAACAUGCGGAACACCUGAGUAUAUCGCACCUGAGGUCUUGCUACGGGUAUCUUAUACAGAGAAAGUGGAUAUGUGGGCGGUUGGAGUCAUCACAUAUAUUUUGAUGUCAGGCAUAAUGCCAUUCGAUGACGAUUGCAGAUCUCGACUCUACACACAUAUCAUUACCGCCAAUUAUGUUUACUAUCAACAAUAUUGGUCUGGAUCGGAACUUGCUAAACGAUUCGUCGAUAGUCUUCUUGAGACUAAUCCUGAGAUGAGGCUGAGCGCAAUGGAAGCUCUUAAACAUGACUGGAUUGUUGGCGAGCGAUCUUAUCUUGAUGUUAAGAUCAAGGCUCGAUCAGCAUCUGAUCAUAAUCCAGUUCAACGGACUAGAUCAACUCGAUCUAUCCGAUCAAUUACUCGUUCCGAUCACGGACAUCGCGUUGAUCCACGUGAAGUUGAUCGUCUUGUCAAUGAUCUUCAACGUAUUGCACAAAGAAGACAAGGCUCUACUAAGCAUUAUGGCAUUAUAUAA
Dracunculus medinensis (Guinea worm) is the source of this 1035-nucleotide messenger RNA. The record is from the annotation of a GenBank genome assembly. Lineage: Eukaryota; Metazoa; Nematoda; Chromadorea; Rhabditida; Dracunculidae.